AGCUCGCUUCAAAAGCAAUAUAAGUGACACUUGACAGCAGGCAAGCAAAUACGACAACUGAGGGAGGAUCUGAAUGCUAAGAAGGACCCCUUCUUUCAGAAAUGGACACAUCUGGCUGAAACAUAAAAACUAAUGGUGGAUUAGAUUUCUAGUAUUAUUUAUUUAUUGUUUUUAUGAAACUUUUGUUGAGAAUGUAUGUGCCAUUCAAGGUUUCCAAAAAAACAUUAGAAGUCUGAGUGAGAAGGAGCUGGAUGGUUGACUAAGCUGUGGAGGGACAUUUAGAUCUGAGUAACUCCUUCCCAGCUACAUUAGUGCACAGGUGAACUUUGGUCAAGUUAGGAUGUCAGAGGGUGGCGCAGCUCCCCCACCACAGGUGUUUGUGGUGGACAGCCAGGCCAGCUACAUCUCUAUGCCCAGUGGCAAGAAAUCAACAUGGGCCAGAGUGGGCCAGAGGUUCCUCCUCUUUCUCCUGGGAUUGUCCAUGCUGUUAAUCUUUGUCGAGGGAUAUUUAAUCUACAUACUUUACCAAAGAACUGAGGCUUUAUUUCGUUGCGGGUCUAAUCCUCUGUGCCACAACUUGUCCCACCCACUGACGCCUGAACAUCAGGAUGGCAGGGUAUCAAGUCAAAUAGGAGCUAAAGAAUCCAAUGAGAUUCAUCCACUUUGGACACAGAAAAGGGCGUUUGCUCAUUUGUUGGGUGCUGAGAAUCCGGUCGGGGAUGACGAUGUAGUGCUGUGGAACUCGCUGGCUCAACAAGACAGAAACAAUAUAGGGUACAACAAUAGCCGACUGAUAAUCAAGCAGGAAGGCUUCUACUUUGUGUACUCCAAGGUGCAAAUGGACGUUUCACAGGAGACUAAGCCUAUCUUCCACAGUAUCAUGAGAAAUUCCAGAGGCUAUGGGAAACCUAUUGACCUUCUGAGGUCCAAAAGUAAUUGCUGUCAACACAAAGGUCCUGCUAAUUCUGAAGCCGAGGACAUAAGGAACAGUUUCCUGGCGGGAAUUUUCCACCUGCAGGAAAAUGAUCAAAUUUUUGUCACUUUGAGUAAAAUAGGAAAGUUGUGUCCAGGUGCCAUGGAAAACUCUCUGGGGGCCUUUAUGAUAGAUCCAUAGUCAAUUAGAGAGAUACCUCUGUGCUAGUUCUUUGACCAGUGUUUGCUUUUUACGCCAGAUACAUUAUUUAAUAUAUAUAUAUAUGUUGACUGCACCUGAUGGAUGUAAUUCUGAGACCAAUGGAAAAACAAAUAGUUUUGAAAUGAAAGUAUCUGAUAUUCAGAUUAUAUAUAUAAAUAUAUAUGUUUGCAACUGUAAUUUUAUAAAAAUUUUUUGCUGUUUAAAUAAAAUUCUCUUUGUUGUAAAACAAGA
This is a messenger RNA of Girardinichthys multiradiatus, 1366 nucleotides long. Its product is annotated as tumor necrosis factor ligand superfamily member 14-like. The transcript is spliced from 7 exons. Gene Ontology annotation, biological process: immune response. The record is from RefSeq and is a predicted model, not a curated record. Lineage: Eukaryota; Metazoa; Chordata; Actinopteri; Cyprinodontiformes; Goodeidae. Bases 341 to 1114 code for a protein of 257 amino acids. Gene Ontology annotation, molecular function: tumor necrosis factor receptor binding. Gene Ontology annotation, cellular component: membrane.